UUUGUUCCCGCUCUCCCCCACAUCUUAUUCGAAGAAAUAGAUUAGAAUGUGUUGAAUAAAAAUGCCCGGGAAUAUAUAAUAUGAUGUGUUUGUAUAAAAUGUCACUUAAUUGUUUUCAUUUUACUUUGUUUAAAUUGACUGUCCUUAUCAAGUUCAAAUAUGUCAAAUUUAUCGUUUAUAUACGAUUAGCAAAUGGAGGUUGGUAAGACAGACGAAUAUCAAGAUUACGAAUCGAUUUUAUCAUAAUCGUUUUUCUUUAACUUCAUUUUAUGCAUCAAUGACAAUAUUUCCGAUAAUUGAACACUUCGUUAAUUGAAUAUUCCAAUAGUAAAUAGAAAAGUUUCAGUUUUUGUACAGCUUUUCAACUAGAAUGUAUUUAAUAAAUGAUUUAUAUAAAAAACGGUCUGGUUUUGUGAAGUUUUUAUACGUUUUGGGAAGUACAUUUGGCACAUUUCCUUUUAGAGGAAAUCGAUUGAUUUUAAACAUUCAAUUGACCUUCAUAAUCAUGUUUGACAUCUGUCAACAUUACAGCAUGUAUCUAAUGACAGAAACAUAUGAUAUUGAAAACAUUUUACCAACGAUGGAAAUAACCGCCUUACAUUUUCAAACAUUUUUGUUUCUUGUAUACCACUACAGCUGCGUUUAUGGUGUAUUCAAACACAAAAUCGUAUGGGAUAAUUUUUUUAAAAUUAUCGACGAUCUAGAUGGUUCUAACGAGGAUAAUACACGUCAUAUCAUACGCAUGUUUGUGUUUUUAUUAGUUUCCGGUCCCGUACACUUGAUACUGUUUAUAUAUUAUUGCAAAAUUGAUAAUAUAUACGGGGUCAUUUAUAAUUUAUGCAUUUUUAUCAUUAUAUUGGAACUGACUUCUGUGACUGUAUUAAUAUGGGAAACAUCGUUUUUCUUUACAACUAAAAUUGAGGUUAUGAUAAACGACAUCAACCAAUUAUUUUCCGUAAAAGUCUGCUACAAACCAGCGUUUAUUAAUGGUGUCGAAAAUUUAAAAACUACCAUGUCCAAAAUUUAUGAAGGAAUAUUAUUUUUUAAUAAAGCUAUUGGUAAUCAGAUAUUAUUUCUAAUAAUUACGUCAUUCGGAUCCAUAUUGGCUGAUUUCGAUUUUCUAAUUUUUGCUAUUAAAAAUAUCAAAUUUUUAUUUAUUCUGAACUAUUGGACAAUCGGAAAUAUUUUUUUCGUGGUAAGUUUAAUUCUAAUUAAGUCUGGUAAUACAUAGUAUUAAAUUCAGUUAGCAAUAACCUUCAAAUUUGACAGCUGUCAUAUCAGUAAUUUGUACAAAAUGGCGUUUUAAGUAGUAGUAAUUUGUAAAAAUUUGUUGGAAAGGAAUUUUGUUUAUUAAUAAGAGAUUUCUAUUCGGAAAAAAAAUUUAUUAAAAACUUUAUUAAAUUCAAAUUAAAAACUAACUAGAACUUUUGACAAAACCACUUUCCGGAAAGAAAUUUCGUACUUUUUCAGUUGCAAUUCUUCAAGAAGCAAAAACUUUUAGAAAUUUUGUCAUUUUUUCGUGCUUUUCUAGCCAUUUUGUACCAUUUUGUAUAAUUUUUAUGUGCUUAAGUAGCGCCACCUACUAUUCAAAUAGUAAUUUCACUAGGAAUUGUUAAUAAACAAUUUAGUUGAAGUUAUGAAGUAAAUUUGACAAUUGACAUUUGAAUGACAACCGCAUAAUAAUUCAUACGUCGUUAUACAGUAUUUUAAUCAAUCAAAUGUGAUAUUUAUUAAAAGGAAAACUAAUAUCAAUAGUAGUUGUACGUCGUUACUAUCAGAAUGAGCGUAAACAAUAUUUUUAUUAAAAUAAUACUCGAGAUGGGGGUGGUUUCCGGUUUGACAACUCCAUUCGAUCAUUCCAUGACCACGAAACUGUUCAAACUCAUUCACGUAUCGUUCGGAAUUUGUUUUGUGACUUACACGUUGGUUCAAAUGAAGUGCGACGUGAUUAAUUCGUUGGAAUCGUGGCCUAUUUGGAGUAAUAUAGUGUCGGCGAUAAUGUUUUUACCAAAAUUAAAUGAAAAUAAAGGGAUUUAUCGAAAAUUUUCGACUACGAUACUUGUCAUUAGAAGAAAAAUGAAACGAGGAAAAGAUUAUUUCAAAAUUUUCGUCUUUUUUAUAUCAACGAUUGUAUGGAGUUGGUAUAUAUCGAGUAGUUUUGUUUAUAUUUACGUUCACAAAAUCAACUUUUUCAUGAUACUCACGAUCGCGUUUUGGUUUAUCAUCAUUCUCCGAUUGUGUAUUCUAAUUUUGAUAUUUUCGGAAAUAUCGAGUAUCAUUUGUGGUACUUAUAUAAACGUGAAUAAUAGUAUGAAGGAAGUUUUCGUUCGUAAAUUCUGUUUCGUAACAAUUUUUGAUAAACGAAUCAGAAAAAUGAGAAGAGAUAUAAUGCGGCUUCACCAACUUAUCGAUUACGUCAAUCGUAUUUUUGGACAGGUCAACUUGUUAUUGUUCAUCGAAACUUUUCACCACAUUCUAUUAUGGUUCUGCUAUUUCAUACUUUUAAAUACAAAUUUCAGCAUUCAAAUUUUUGUUUUGUGUAUUAUACUAACGAUGUUCUCUGUGAUAGUAAUCCUAUCUUGCGACAGAGUGGAAAAAAAAGCUGAAGAACUCAUAAAAACCUGUAUUUAUAUUCAAGCAUCUACAGGCGACGAAAAUGCGUUAGCUUUAGCUAACCUAGUCAAAGAACUACGACCCAAAUUUUCAGCUGCUGGAUUUUUUGAUAUAAACCAGAGGAUACUACCUAGUUUCUUUUCGAACCUAUCGACGUAUUUAAUCAUUAUCUUGCAAUUUAAAUUAUCAUCUUUGUAAUUAGAAAUACAUUUAAAUUGAAAACAAAAUAAAUUAUUUCUUGCC
Messenger RNA from Diorhabda carinulata, 2856 nucleotides. RefSeq lists its product as uncharacterized. The transcript has 2 exons. The coding region runs from base 1780 to 2811 and encodes 343 amino acids. NCBI's taxonomy places the organism in Eukaryota, Metazoa, Arthropoda, Insecta, Coleoptera, Chrysomelidae. Gene Ontology annotation, cellular component: membrane; neuronal cell body; dendrite. The record is from RefSeq and is a predicted model, not a curated record. Gene Ontology annotation, biological process: sensory perception of taste.